CAUUUGUCCGGACUAUAUCGUCGUUGUGGUAACGGUUGUGGCAGUCAGUCAAGAGGAAGAAGAGGGAGGACUACAAACAUAGUUUCAUUAAAUUCAUUUCAAUCGCAUUUAGGCGGUUGUCAAAAUAUACUAAACAAAAAAUAUUGCACGGUGUAGUAGAAAAAAAAAAAUUACUGCAACAAAAUGUAUGGACGACGUUCACUCGAUUUGGCCCUGGCAUUAAGUUGUUUGCUAACAUUUUCUGCCGUUGGAAAAGCACAAAAAGAAGAUUUCCAGUGUCCCUCCCACGUUGGUAAUGGCAAUUACGCUGACCCAGUGACAUGCAGGCGUUUCUAUCAGUGCGUCGAUGGCUUCCCCUAUCUGAAUCGUUGUCCAUCCGGACUCUUCUUUGACGAUCUUCAAAAGUUUUGCACUUUCAAGGAAGAAGCGAAAUGUGGUCCACUUCCUACAACGCCGCAACCAGCAACAGAUGCGCCGGCUGAUAUAGCGCAACGCUGCAACACCGAAGAGUGUCAAUUGCCAUACUGCUUUUGCUCAAAGGAUGGCACACAAAAUCCAGGCGGCCUGGAUGCAGAAAAGAUUCCUCAAAUUAUCAUGCUGACUUUCGAUGGUGCUGUUAACUUGAAUAAUUACGAUCAUUACCUGAAAAUCUUCAAUGGCAAACGCAAGAAUCCAAAUGGUUGUCUCAUUCGUGGUACAUUCUUCAUGUCACAUGAAUACAGCAACUAUCAACAAAUUCAACAUCUCGGCUAUGCUGGACACGAAUUCGCCACUGAAAGUAUCUCCCAACAACUGGGACUGCAAGACAAAGGCUACGAGGAAUGGGUUGGCGAAAUGAUUGGCAUGCGUGAAAUACUGAAGCGAUUCGCCAAUGUAUCCGUCAACGAUGUAGUUGGUAUGCGAGCGCCAUUCUUGAAACCCGGUCGCAAUACCCAAUACAAGGUUAUCGAAGACUUCGGCUAUAUCUAUGACAGUUCGAUCACAGUGCCACCAGUCAGUGUACCCAUCUGGCCAUACACGCUCGACUAUAAAAUCUCACACGAAUGCAAGAGUGGCACGUGCCCAUCGAAGAGCUUCCCUGGAGUUUGGGAGGUGCCGCUCAACACUCACUAUGUCGAAGGUUAUGAAGGCGGUCACUGUCCCUAUCUGGAUCAAUGUGUGCUUCACAAUUUGGAUGAGGAUGAGGUAUUCGCUUGGCUGCAAGAGGACUUCACACGCUACUAUGAACAGAACAAAGCACCCUACAUGAUGCCAUUCCACACGAAUUGGUUCCAGACGAAACCACUGGAAAAUGGCCUCCAUAAAUUCCUUGAUUGGGCACUUGAAUUACCCGACGUCUACAUUCUAACCAUCACUCAAAUGCUGCAAUACAUGACCGAUCCGAAAGAGUUACGUGACGUCAACACCAUCGAAGCAUGGAAAUGCGACAAAAGCGUCGCUGUUGCACCAAAACCAUGCAACAUUUGGAAUACCUGUGCGCUGCCCUUCAAAAUACCCGAACAGAAUCUAACGGACACACGCUACAUGGAGACUUGCCGCGAAUGCCCCAAUGUCUAUCCAUGGUUGGGUGAUGCUGGCGGCACUGGCAUAUCAGGACGUGACAAUUACAUUUUCUCUGGACCGGCGAACGCUGACGAGGAGAGCGAAGAUGCGGCCAGCGAUGAUGAAAAGUAAGAGCAACAACAGUGCGGAGUACCAGUGCAAGAUGAAGUUGAAAAGGUGCGCUAAGCUAAUAUAAGCUAAAAAGUUUGAUGGGUCAGGUGACAAGUGUCAACCGACAGCUGCUGUCAACUGUCAACUGCCAACUAAGUGUGAAGUGCCUUGUGUUUACUUUUUCAGUUUUACGUUAACUUUUGUUGUCUUCUAUAGAUAUUUUCGUUAAUUUUGUUUAUUUUGCAGCCAUUUAUAGAAUGUGCCAAUUAAUGCUUACAACUUUGUUUUUGUAUCAUUGUUAUUUUUCUCGUUCAUAUGUUUCGAUACCGUAGUAAAUUUUUUGUAUUUUUUAUAUCUCUUUUUUG
Anastrepha obliqua is the source of this 2018-nucleotide messenger RNA. RefSeq names its product chitin deacetylase 1 (gene Cda4). Gene Ontology annotation, cellular component: extracellular region. Lineage: Eukaryota; Metazoa; Arthropoda; Insecta; Diptera; Tephritidae. Gene Ontology annotation, biological process: carbohydrate metabolic process. The coding region runs from base 184 to 1674 and encodes 496 amino acids. Gene Ontology annotation, molecular function: chitin binding. The transcript has 8 exons. The record is from RefSeq and is a predicted model, not a curated record.